Molecule: messenger RNA, 465 nt
Organism: Dipodomys ordii (Ord's kangaroo rat)
Lineage: Eukaryota; Metazoa; Chordata; Mammalia; Rodentia; Heteromyidae
Product: protein FAM156A/FAM156B-like
Exons: 1
Coding region: 1-465 (154 amino acids)
Source: RefSeq, a predicted model, not a curated record
AUGGAAGAAGAUAACCCAUGGGAGAUCUCAACAUCAACUGAAAAGAAAGCAAAGUUCCUGAAACACAGACGAUCAAGAUAUGCCAAAGCCUCAGGACCUUUCUGGCGUGGCAGAAAGGUAAAAUCCUCUUCUUCUCAUGAUGUUGAGCAGAAGAGAUUCAAGUGUGAGUGCUAUUACUGCAAGAAGUACCCUGGGACAUCUUCUGGAAUCUCAGUGAACAGGAAAUCCACUUCUUAUUCUUCCCCCUGGUAUAAUCUCUCCCUGAGCUUCAGUAACUUGACACUCAACCCUGGUACCAACCAACCCCCUCUCGUGCAAGAAUGGAUCCAAGAAAGUGAGAUGAUGGAAGAAGCUUGGAAGCAGCAGAGUAAAAGAGCAUUUCAGAGGCUUGUACACAUAAUGGGCCGAAUGUCACUGAGCUCCUCAUCCUCAGGUGAAGGAAGUGCAGAACAAAUCAUGUCCUGA